Molecule: messenger RNA, 2796 nt
Organism: Linum trigynum
Lineage: Eukaryota; Viridiplantae; Streptophyta; Magnoliopsida; Malpighiales; Linaceae
Source: the annotation of a GenBank genome assembly
CGGGUUGGGUCGGUUUCUACGGGUUGCGUAACCUAAAAUCCGCACCCAACCCAAUAGAGGCGGGUUGUACAAAUUAAAACCCUGACCAACCUUAAAUAAUUAAUUUUAACACUAAAUACGUGUGGGUUGGAUCGGAUUGGACGGUUAGGUCGGUUUGCGGGUGGUUUUGUUCACCCCUACCCACCUUCACCAAAACCUGUUGCAGAUAACCUUCCCGAGGCUAAUGUGAAUCACCCUAACCCAGAAGGUGACAAGCCAGCUGCAAGGAACACAACCCCAUACAUUCAAGCUAGGAAUGAAGAAUCAACUGGAAACAUCCAAUGCUUCAAGUGAUUUGGCCGAGGUCACAAGGCUAACUAGUGCCCCAACAAGAAAACUCUUGUCUUGCGAGAUGGAGAGUACUUUUUUGAGGAGGAGUAUGAAGAGAAGCUCAUGGGGAAUGGAUUUGGUUCUGAUGUUGAUUCUGAAGAUGAUGAUGUGGAUGAGCACAUCAAGGCUGAGAAACCUCCAAUAGGUAAAUUUCUUGGGGUGAACUGCCGAGCUUUAUCUAUUGAAGCUUACACAGAGACGGAGCAGAGGGAUAAUCUAUUUCACUCUCAUUUACUGGUCGACGGGAAGGUGUUGUCUAUGGUCAUCGACGAUGGUAGCUGCACCAAUGUGGUUAGCCUGGAUGCAGUCAAUAAGCUGGGAUUGGACACAAUCAAGCAUCCUCAACCAUACACUCUGCAUUGGAUGAACGACAAUAGGAACAUCAAAGUCAUCAAGAAGGCUAAGGUUUGUUUUCAUAUAAGUGAUUAUGCAGAGGAGAUUCGGUAUUAUGUUGCUCCAAUGCAGGCUGCUCAUCUCUUAUUGGGUCGUCCGUGGCAAUAUGAUCGAUGAGAUAUUCAUGUUGGAAGGCACAACAACUACCGGUUCAAGAGAGGUGACCGGAAGUUCCUGCUAAAUCCAUUGUCACCAGCUGAAGUCCGGGAAGAUCAACAAUAGCUGGCCAUGAACUGGGCCAAGGAGGAAGGAAGUUAAAGUUGUUCGAAGUCAGAGGACGGAAGUGGAACGUAUCUGAUGGUGCAAAGGAACAUUUUGAUUGCAUUGAGGAGAAGUUCAUUUGGAAAUAUUGUUGAUGUGGUCUCUUGUAGGAAAACACCAGCUUUGAGGGCAAAGCUUCUCCAACGGGGAGGGAUUGAUGCGGCCCUAGCAGCAGCGGAAGAAGGGUUGGCGGAGGGGGAAUACUCGACCAAGCAUACUAAAUACCCGACCGGGUAUUUUGUAGCAGACUGGCAUUUUGGGCAGAAGUCCCCCUGGUCGUGGAGGCUAAAUACCCGACCGGGUAAUUUGAGUUCUGACCGGGUAUUUUGCCUGGGUGACGGGAAUUUGUCCGUUUAAGAAGUUUUUGUUAUUUUUAAUUGUCCAGACCUAUAUAAAUGGCGAAACUCAGGUUUUAGGGUUAGUUUUUAACAGAAUAUUGACUUUUAUCUUGGUUUUGAGCCUGAGGCUUGAACUUUUUCUCUGUAUCAAUCAAGUUUUCCCCUUGAUUGUGGCCAAGAUUCUAUCUGUUAUAUUGAUUGAGCCUUCUCCCAUAUUUGUGUUGAGAUUGCACUUUCAAUUCCACCCUAUCCUUAUAAACAAAAACCCCUAAACAAACGUUCUAUUGUUCGUUCUUGAAGAUGCGUGAUAACUACGAGUACAGGCUCCGUGCUUGUAUCACAUUCUCAUAUAGUCAUUUUAGACUAGCUACAUAGAGGAGAAGGAAGGUACCACCACUGAUGAUGAUGACAUCUCCUUAGCUGCAAACCCCUAUACUUUGACUAGACUAGGCACUCGUGUAGAGUGUUAUAGAGAUUUGUGUAUUCGUGCAGCCUUACUCUUACAAUGGAGUGAUGCCCUCUAGUAAUAGGGGAGGAUUCGACAUAAAAAAACCUAGGAUCGGGUCUCACUGGGGACUGUGAAGUAUUUGAUAAGUAAGCAUCAAUGACUAUCUCUGCACCCCUACCUCCUUUAUCACUGAACGAUCAUUUAAGGGCUUUAGCUGGAGAUUAAGGCUAUUUCCCUCUCGACAAUGAAGCUUAUUUCCCAUCGUCUCACUGGCUGACCUUGACCCUAUUAUUUUGAGGUCAUAUCUAGCAUUCGUAGUUUGCCUUGAUCUGGUACCGCUCUCGCAACCCACACCAAAAUAGCGAUUUACCUCUAGAUGUUUAGUUAACUGUUGUGCCUCAACGCAUUUGUCCCAGAAAGCCUUGGGCAUAAAAUUUUAUUUAAAGUCUCCAUGAUCUUCUUCCGACUAGGAAAGAGUCUCCUAAACCUAGUAGUCUUAGGAAACUUUGUCAACAAGGAAAAUGGAGGGUGGAUACGGUACGUUGGUUUGACCCGCCGUUCUGAUUCUUCAUGAUUUGGGCUUCUUGAUCCAUGGACUUUAAUUCCAGACGAUUUGGGUUGCAACUUUGGGUAGCGGCGGUUGGACGCGUUGCUUAGGCCGCUGCUCUUUCUUGCUUCAGAAUGGGUUAAUUCUUCCUCCCAUGGGCUCAUUCUAACAUAAUCUAACAACUUCUAGUUGACUUCUUCAUCAGUGGACCACUCCUUUCCCGUGGAAACUCCAUAAACUUAUCUUGAUAGCUCAUUUGGUCCUACAGAGUCCUUCAAUGCUUGAUCCAAUCUUACUUAGUUUGCGUGUACCUUCAAAACCAUCAAAAGUAUACCUUGAAGGCAUCGAAUAGUACAAAAACAUCGCCUAGGUCUAUUAAAAGCUCAUUGAUCAAAUAGUUGUGAUUUAGACAAGAAACCAAUUAAAAUUACUAAAGAUGC